AAAAAUUCGUCUAAAAAUGUAUCCAAUUGGAUCUAUUUAGAUCCAAGCGGCCUCCCUGGUUAUAAUACAAAAGCAAAGCACAGCGAACGGACGUGUUUUGGACUGCUCCGAAAUAGUUUAUAAAUUGUGAUAUUUUGAAACUCAACGGAAAGGAAAAAUAUCGAAUGUGUAACAUUGGAUAAAACAAUUUCAUUCAGUUAAGUUUCGGAGUCGAUAAUGCAACCCUGCUCCUACUAGUUUAAGUAAAUUAUUGUAAUGCAACCCUGUAAAGAAAAUGAAUAAAGAGAAAAGGAGGAAGAUGGCGGUCACUUCCUUUUGGGCGAAAGAAUAGAGGACACGCAUUAAUUGACUAAAAAUUCAAUCCGCGGUAAUCCGCUAGCUAAAUCCAAGGUAAAUAGCAAUUUUACAGCUCAGGUGUUGGGUUAUUACCCCGAUCAUCGAAUUUCAUCAAUAAUUUCAAACAAUCACGAGAAAUGGCCAACCCACGCGAGGAUAUAACCAAGGCCUUACAACAAGCUGGUGUGGCGUUCCCACCCUCAGCCACGACGCAACAGCUACGUAAACUUCUGCUAAACGUGGUUUGUGAUAAUAGGAACACCACUACCUUUGCCGAUACCGCUGAUGCCGCAUUUACUGCCUCAACCAACACUGCCGGCACCAUUGCCGACAUUGCCGUCACCGCUGCCACCACCGCUUAUACCGCCGCCACCACCGCUUAUACCGCCGCCACCAACGCUGCCGUCACUACCGCUGUCAAUACCGCUUCCAUCACUACCGCCGCCGCCGCCACCGCUGCCAACACUACCGCCGCCGCCGCCUCCGCUGAUUCUGCCGCCACCACCACCGCUGAUACUGCCUAUUCCACUGCCGAUACCGCCGUCUCUAUCGCCAAUAACACUGCCGCUCUGGUAUCUGAGAAUGCCACUGAAAUAGCAAGGUCAGUACUCACUGAACUAAACGCCGAAGUGACGGCCCUUAAAAAGCGCUUGGAAAUACUUACGCUACGCAGACAGAUAGAAGAACUGGAGCGCCCUCCCAAUAGUAGACGACGAGGUCGCCUGGAAUUCGGCGAUAUUGAGCACGCUCUGCCUAAAUUUAAUGGCGACGACGUAGCUUACCACGUUCGCCAUUUUCUGCGAGAUUUUGAGGAAAUAAUGGAGUCCUCAGGGGCUGACGACAAUUUUCGCUUGCUUGCCCUGCGCCGGUCCCUAACAGGCACAGCGAAGGUAUUUUUAUCGACCACGGCCGCCCUAAAUUACCAGGCGCUAAAAGCAGCGCUAUCAAGCGAAUUCGACGUGGGAAUCACAAGGCAAGAAGUGUACAAAAUGCUGUCGCAGCGACGCUGGAAGAGGAAAGAGGAGACGCUCCACUGCUACACGCUAACCAUGCAGGCCAUUGCGAAGCGCGCCAAUAUCGCCGAUACGGAGCUGAUAGACUUCAUAAUAGACGGCAUCGGGAACACUACCCCGCAUGCCCACAUCCUGAUGACGGCACGAAGCGUAGAGGAAUUAAAAACCCUUAUAAACCGGUAUCAACACAAAUAUUUCGUGACCGGGGCGGUGCAGCCAUCUAACCAGCGGCAGACAACGGCGCCGAAACAAACGGACGAUUCGAAGCUGAAGUGUUUCAACUGCUCCCGGAACGGGCAUAUAAAACCAAACUGCCCAUUCCCACUAAGACCGGAUGGUUCCUGCUUCAGGUGCUGGAAGAUGGGCCACGACCAUCGCUCAUGUCCAAAUCCAGCAAAGCUUCUGAAGAGACGCGAAGUAGCCACUGUCGCCGAGGAUGAAGACGACCAACCAGGUGCAAUUGGCGCUUUUAACUCUUCCGAUUAGUUUUGUAAAGGCAUCACUGGUCCCAAAACAACUAGGGAAAAAACAUAUGGUUGAUAGAGGCCCCAGUUAUAAAGGCAUCGGUGGAAGCAAAAUUAAAAUACUUUAUAAAAUGAAAUGUACAAUUGAAUUCUUGAACAAAAAAAACGAAAUUGAAUUAAAUGUUAUUGAAGACAAAAGCAUAAAUUUGCCAGUUAUUUUGGGACGUGAUUUCCUCAGUAAGUUUAACAUUUGUCUGACUAGCGCAACAGAUAGUUCCACUAAGAAAAAAUUGCUCGAAAUAAGAAAUGUUAACGACCAUAGUUUGUAUAAGUCUGAGAAGUUUGUAACUGAUCCCAACGCACACUUCCCUAUGACGGUGUGAUCGAGGCCCAUCGAAUGAGAACGUGGCGGCAGCAACCGGAAGUGUGCGUUGAGGAUACAGAUCAGGACCCCUUAGCGAUUAGUUGAGUGAUUUUAUUCUGAUCGAGGCCGAUCUUGUGUCAGGUUUGGCCGAGUUGUAACAUUGGAUAAAACAAUUUCAUUCAGUUAAGUUUCGGAGUCGGUAAUGCAACCCUGCUCCUACUAGUUUAAGUAAAUUAUUGUAAUGCAACCCUGUAAAGAAAAUGAAUAAAGAGAAAAGGAGGAAGAUGGCGGUCACUUCCUUUUGAGCGAAAGAAUAGAGGAAACGCAUUAAUUGACUAAAAAUUCAAUCCGCGGUAAUCCGCUAGCUAAAUCCAAGGUAAAUAGCAAUUUUACAAAUGUGAAUGUUUCCCUACAACGUCGUGUGUUGUGUUUGGAAGCGGGUUUUAAAGAUAAAAAAUGAUAGUGACACUAAUUUUUAAAACAAAAAUCUGCGGUGAUUACUACAAAAGCCCGGGAACUGUUUUUGCCGUGAAAUAAGCAAACCAGUGAAAAGAGGACCGAAGGCGACUUAGUGUAUACAAACGGGCAACAACAAGGCGAUAUGCCCGACAGCGACAAGUGCAAAGGCGCAAUACGGGGAGAGACGUUGUUUCGGUGCGAAGGAGUGUGCGGAAGAGCUUAUCACUCAGAAACAAAAUGCUCGGGCAUAGACAGUUUUAAAGCAACAGUGAUUGGGACGCAUCCAAUAGUUAAAUUCAUUUGUGUGGAGUGCGUUACAUACAUACACAAUGUUGAUUUAGUUAUACGUGAUAUUCAAGAAAAUGUGCACAAAAACAACACAUACUUCAGAGAAUAUAAAAGUGAGUUUGAAGAAGCGUUAAAAACAAACCAAAUGGAAAUGAAACAACUACUGGUGGAAAUGGAAAAACGGUACAACGAAAGAAUCGAAGCUCUAAGAGCACAGUACGAAGAGUUUUCCAAAAAAGCAGUGGAGGUUACCAAGGUAAGGGAGGCAGCAGAGCAGCUAAGAAAACAAACAGAGGCGAUCGGGAAAGAGAACGUAAAAUUCUGCAACGAAAUGAGGAAAAUGGUAAAGGAAAAUAAUAACGACAUACGACAGCAAAUGUCAUAUGCAAACGCGGUAAAAUUGAACAAGCAAGCAACCAAGGAAGUACCGGAAAUAACGAAGCGAACUCCUAUUAUUGUGAAGCCAAAAACAAAACAAAAUAGUGAAACAACUAAAAUGGAUUUGAACAGCAAAAUUAACCCUGAAGAUAUCCAAUAUCAAAACUGGUAAAAAUGGAAUAAUGGUUACUGAAAGUGCAAAUGAAGUAAAGCGAGACAAAAUUAAAUCAAUAAUGGAGAAGAAUAUAAGUGAUAAAUACGAAAUUAAAAUACCGCAAACUUACAGACCAAAGUUCGUAAUAACAGGGAUGAAUUUUGAGAUACGAUAACGAACUCAUCGAUUGCUUAAGAAAACAAAAUAAAUGCUUAGAAAAAGGUGACAUGAAGAUUAAAAAACAAUAUGUUAUAAAGGGAAAGCACAAUAAAUACCAUAAUGCAAUAGUUGAGACUACUGAAGAGUUCUUUGCGAACGCCUUUAAGCAAGAAAAAAUCAACGUAGGAUGGGAACGUUGCAAAUUAUUUGAUGCAAUUGACGUUACAAUGUGCUUUAAAUGUAAGAGUUACAACCACAAAGCUGCAGAGUGCAAAAAUGAAGAAAUUUGUGGACAAUGCCUGGGAAAACAUCGAACAAAACUCGACGAAAAAAAGAAAAGAAUAGGAUAUUAGCAGCUAACGAUAAGUGAACUGAAAACACCUUCUGAAGGCAACGGGAAACCACUGAGGGAAUAUCUUCCCAAGAAAAUUACAUACAUACAUGAACCAAAUAAUCGGACAACUAAACAUAAUAAUACAAUGCAAAUAGCAACGUGGAGCGUACGCAGUUUAUACGAAGCUCGCAAAUUAGACAACACUAUUAAAGAAUUUAAAAGACUAAAAAUAGAUAUACUUGGCAUAAGUGAGACAUGGUGGCCGCUAAACGGGCAAAUACAACAAGACGGCGUAAAACUUUAUUAUUCCGGAAAUGAAACACAAAGACACAGAAACGGAGUAGGUAUAAUGAUGAACAAAAAAUGUUACGAUAACGUUAAAGUGGUUCCGUUCUCUGAUAGAUUAAUGCUUAUAAAAUUAAAAGGAAAACCAAUUAACCUUAAUAUAAUACAAGUUUAUUCCCCAACCGCUGAUUGUACUGAAGACGAGAUAGAAGAUUUUUAUUCAGACUUAAACGCUAUAAUAAAAACAACAAAGAAACACGAAAUUAAUAUACUAAUGGGAGAUUUCGAAGCCAAAGUAGGUAAAGAAGCAACAAUAAACGUAACAGGUGAAUUUGGACUAGGCGGCCGUAAUGAACGUGGAAUCCAUUCCCACGACAGCCGGUUCUACGUACCGGAAUGACUCGGGUUUCACCCGA
Messenger RNA from Rhagoletis zephyria (snowberry fruit fly), 4650 nucleotides. RefSeq lists its product as uncharacterized. NCBI's taxonomy places the organism in Eukaryota, Metazoa, Arthropoda, Insecta, Diptera, Tephritidae. Gene Ontology annotation, molecular function: zinc ion binding; nucleic acid binding. The record is from RefSeq and is a predicted model, not a curated record.